AUGAUUUCUGUAAAUGUUAUAUUAAACAACAUGAUGCGUAAUAAUAAUGUUUCUCAGUUUCAUGAAAAGAAUGAUACAGUAGUUAUUGAGGAAGAAUUUGUUGAUAAUAUUUGUGGAGUAAAGAUUUAUGUGUACAAGGAAGAUCACUGCAGUUUGAGAAAUGAAAUUCUAACAUUUCUUCAGUUUGCUCAUAAGUAUACACGCAUAUGGCUAUGA
This is a messenger RNA of Schistosoma intercalatum, 216 nucleotides long. Lineage: Eukaryota; Metazoa; Platyhelminthes; Trematoda; Strigeidida; Schistosomatidae. The record is from the annotation of a GenBank genome assembly.